Molecule: messenger RNA, 1044 nt
Organism: Letharia columbiana
Lineage: Eukaryota; Fungi; Ascomycota; Lecanoromycetes; Lecanorales; Parmeliaceae
Exons: 2
Coding region: 1-1044 (347 amino acids)
Molecular function (GO): oxidoreductase activity, acting on NAD(P)H
Source: RefSeq, a predicted model, not a curated record
AUGGCAAAUCAAGCUGCCUGGAUCCCCGCUGUAGAAGCAGACUUGGUGCUGCAAGACGGCACUGAAAUUCCUACGCCUGGCCACGGCGAGCUCCUGGUCAAGGUCAAAUGCAUAGCUUUCAGUCCAAUCGAGGCCAAGAUUCAGAAAUUCGGCACUCACCCUAUCCCUUACCCAUCAAUCCUCGGUACUUCCUUCGCCGGCAUCAUCGAAUCUGUGCCCCCUUCCACCACGGUCUUCAAACCGGGCGACAACAUUGCCGUCAUCCGUACCGGCGCCCACCAAGGCGACCCCCGCUUCGGCGCUUUCCAGAAAUUCGCCCUCGCCGAUAGUUCCUCCGUCUCCAAACUCCAUCCGUCAACCCCCCUCCCCGCUGCCGCGGCUUCAAUCCUGAACCUCGCCGCCGUCGUCUCCGCCCUGAGCAUCCACCUCGGCCUCUCACGCCCUCCCCUCUCCGGUCCUCCCCCUCCAGCCAACACCAAUAAGAAGGUCCUCAUCUACGGCGGCUCGAGCUCCUGCGGCGGCCUUGCCGUCAAAUACGCCGUCACGGCCGGGUACACCGUCGUCACUACCUCUUCUCCCGCAAACCAUGCCUUCGUGGCUUCCCUCGCCCCAGCCCACAUCAUCGACCACACCCUGCCGGCGACGGAAAUCGUGUCCGCCAUCCGCGCCCGAGGCCCAUACGCCGCAAUCUUCGACACCAUCGGUCUUCCCCCCUGCACCGACAUCCUCGUCGACUACCUCUCCUCCGUGGGCGGCGGGGCAUACAACACUCUGAUCCCGCUCGAGGGCCCGGAGAAGCCCAUCCCGGAGAACGUAGAGAGGAAGUUUGCGGCGUACAGUUGGGCGUUGGACGAGCCGAAGCAUGCCGAGAUCAGGGAAUGGUUCUACGAUGAGUAUCUGCCCAAGGGAUUGGAGAGCGGGUUGGUGGUGCCGACGAGGCAGCAUGCGGUGGAGGGGGGUUUGGGCGAGGCGCAGGGGGUUUUGGAUUUGAUCAUGAAGGGGGGUGUGAGUGGGCAUAAGUUGGUGAUGGAUCCGUGGGCGUGA